GAAGCCCGGUGGCCGUUAGUGGGAGAAGAUUGAGCGAUAUGGAUUUUAUCCGAUAUUCUGCUAAUUUUCUCAUCGAUGAAACACUUGAUCUCAAUACAGGUUUCUGUUACAAAAACUUGAAUAUUUUACGAACAGAGUGGACUAAGUUUUUGUAGACAUUACCCUUUGCCAAAGUUUUUUAAAAAUUGCGUUGUUUACAAGGUGUGAAAGGGCGAAUUGCGAUAUUGCACACGCGCCUUUCACAUAGUAGGCGUUCCCUAACGAAAAUAUGCUAAUAACUGCUAUAACACACCAAUAGGAUCUCGCUAUCCCGGUACUUGGUUCUGCCCACUAUGAUUCGUUUUCUACCUUCGGAAACGACAGGCGGUGGUUUAUCUUGGGUCAGUUAUAAACCAACUUUACAGUGACAUUUUUAGCAGCUUGCUUCCUGGUUUGUUUUAUUACACCUUUUGUCGUGGUCUUGCUGUGACUAUCACAUACCAGGGACUAGUUGUGAAAUCACUCCACUGAUAUCUCCAGUGAGUUUAUACAAGUCAGAAAAUAGCCUGCUGUGACUUUCUUUGGCUAAUACUGUGCAGAUGCCACCACUGGCAAGGGCGAGUGGCAAAGGGACGAAAAGGCCCAAGCUAGACUGGAGUUUUGUCCAGAGGUUCUGCAGCAUCCAGAGGGUUCUCUUCCCAUCAUGGUCCAGUCAGAACGUACUGAUGUUGGGGACGUUGGUGGGAGUCACACUCACAGAACAGCUGAUCAUUUACCAAGUGGGAGUCAUCCCCAGUCAGUUCUACGAGGUCCUGUCUGACAAGGACUAUGGUGCGUUCAAGAACCUCGCAGGGUUGGCCUUCCUGCUUAUACUGCUCAACUCCACAUUGAAGAGUGUGGACCAGUAUAUCUGCAGUCUGAUGUCUGUGAGUUGGAGGAAGUCUUUAACAGAGAGUCUCCACAGAGCUUACUUCCAGGGGAACGUUUACUACACUCUCAACGUGCUCAGAGAGGACAUUGAUAACCCAGACCAGCGGAUCAGUCAGGACACAGAGAUCAAUGUACCCAGAGGAGGACGGGAGGAGAAUAUUGAGGAAAGAAAGAAGAGGAAGUGGGAGGAGACGGAGAAGAAAAGAGGAAGUGGGAGGAGACGGAGAAGAAAAGAGGAAGUGGGAGGAGACGGAGAAGAAAAGAGGAAGUGGGAGGAGACGGAGAAGAAAAGAGGAAGUGGGAGGAGACGGAGAAGAAAAGAGGAAGUGGGAGGAGACGGAGAAGAAAAGAGGAAGUGGGAGGAGACGGAGAAGAAAAGAGGAAGUGGGAGGAGACGGAGAAGGAAAGAGGAAGUGGGAGGAGACGGAGGAGAAAAGAGGAAGUGGGAGGAGACGGAGAAGAAAAGAGGUACUCAGCAGCAGAAUUUGGCUGGCCAUGUUCAGUGA
This is a messenger RNA of Salvelinus namaycush (lake trout), 1415 nucleotides long. RefSeq names its product lysosomal cobalamin transporter ABCD4-like. The coding region runs from base 579 to 1415 and encodes 278 amino acids. The record is from RefSeq and is a predicted model, not a curated record. Lineage: Eukaryota; Metazoa; Chordata; Actinopteri; Salmoniformes; Salmonidae. Gene Ontology annotation, cellular component: peroxisomal membrane. Gene Ontology annotation, biological process: long-chain fatty acid import into peroxisome; very long-chain fatty acid catabolic process; fatty acid beta-oxidation. The transcript is spliced from 7 exons. Gene Ontology annotation, molecular function: long-chain fatty acid transmembrane transporter activity; ABC-type transporter activity; ATP binding.